Molecule: messenger RNA, 2436 nt
Organism: Meleagris gallopavo (turkey)
Lineage: Eukaryota; Metazoa; Chordata; Aves; Galliformes; Phasianidae
Source: RefSeq, a predicted model, not a curated record
UUUCCUGUCGUAUUUUGGCGCAAACUGUAAACUUCACCCCUCGCCGCGGUGGGGGGAGGCGGUGGCAGGGAUGCCGUCCUGCAGGCACGUCCCGCCCCAGCCCUCUUGCGGGACCCCUUCCUGCAGCCCCGCACCUGCAGCUCCGGCCCAUUCCCACUCCCCAAACCUCCUCCCCUCCCCCUCUGACACCCGGACCGUGGCACUGCAGGGCGGGGGGUGCAGUGUGGGGGAUUGCAGCCUCACCGUGAUGCCGUGUUCCUGCAGGGAGCGGCAGGAGCAGCUGAUGGGAUACCGCAAGCGGGGCCCCAAGCCGAAGCCGCUCGUCGUGCAGCUGCCCUCCUUCGCCCGCCGCUCCAACAUCCUGACGGGGCUGCAGGACCCCACCGUGGACACCCGGCCGAAGCUGGACCUCGGCUCCUCCGGCAAGAGCCAGCAGCACCAGUAUGAGCUCAACAGCAAGAAGCACCACCAGUACCAGCCCAACGGCAAGGAGAGCGGCGUGAAGCACCAAUCCCACAGCAAGGGCAAGUACUACUACCAGCUCAACAGCAAGAAGCACCACCACUACCAGCCUGACCCCAAGAUGUAUGAGCCCCACUACCAUCCCAGCAGCAAGGAGCCGCAGGGCCAGGCCUGCUUGGACAGCACCAAGAGCCCCCUGGGCGCCCACCCGGAUAAGUGGGCGCACGGUGCGGCCAAGAACCUGCUGGGCCCAGUCAAGAACCUCGCUACUGAGAGCAAGAACGGGGCUGAGAAGAACCUGUCCAGUGGCACCGGGCCCCCCCCUCGGGACAGGGUCACCAGCAACGGGCUCGGGGGCAAGAUGAAGAUCGUCAAGAACAAAAACAAGAACGGGCGCAUCGUGAUCGUCAUGAGCAAGUACAUGGAGAAUGGCAUGCAGGCGGUGAAGAUCAAGUCUGGGGAGCCACCCCGGAAGCGGGCGCCAGAGGAGAGGACUGCUAAGAAGGGCGGGGAGGAGAAGCCGGAGGCCUGGAGGAAGCCGGGCGAGGAGAGGGCGGUGGGCAGCAAUGGCCUGAGCGCUGCGGAGGGCGAGAGCAGGCAGCCCGCUGCUGAGCUGCAGGAGGGCCCCAGGAAGCCCUCUCCGAGCAAGGAGCUGCCCCUGCCCGUGGCUGAGCAGCCGCUACAGCUUACCACCAAGCCAGACCUCGUGCCCUGGUCGCUGAGCCCCGGGCAUGAGCACAGCCCGUCCUCCAUGGGACUGAACCUCUCAAGCCCCAGCGCACGCAAGCGCUGCCUGUCAGAGCCACACGGGGACCGUGAGCCGGGCAAGAAGCGCCUGACGUCGCGCAGCAUCAGUGCCCCCACCUGCCUCGGCCCCGAGCGGCCGGAGCUGGCCGCCCAGCCCGAGGUCAUCCUGCUGGACUCAGACCUGGACGAGCCCAUAGACUUGCGCUGCGUCAAGCCGCGGGCGGAGGGCAAGGCGGCCCUGGUGCAGGUGAAGCCGGAGGAGCCGCCGGUGCCGGCCGAGCAGCCGCCCAUAGAGCCCCAGCAGCAACCCGGGCAGGCGGCCGAGGAGGAGGAGGAGGAAGAGGCCGAAGGCCUGCAGGAAUUCAAGCCCUUCUUUGGGAAUAUAAUUAUCACAGACGUGACCGCGAACUGCCUGACCGUCACCUUCAAGGAGUACGUGACGGUGUGAGGCGGCUGCUCCCCAUGGGAGCACAGCCCCGCUGCUGCCCCGUCCCCAAAGCCUACAUGGGGUGGCAUCUCCGGCCCCGGUCACUGCGGGAUGUGGGGCCCUGCACUGCCCCGCACGGUGCCCACUGCUGCUGCUCCCACUGCGGGUGCUGUGGGGCUGCCCUGGGCGCCGUGGGGCCGGGCGGUUACUCAGAGUUAUAGUAUUAUAUUUUAACAGUGCUAACUUGUCGAGUGAUUCUUGCUCCCGUUUGUACGUGGUGUUAUUGAAAUGUAUUGUUUGAGCUGAAGGCUGGUCGCCCUCCGACUGUGCUAAUAUAUUUAUUUGUAGGUAUUUAUAUAAUGAAAUAUAAAGCCUAGAUUUAUGGAGUCCCUAGAUCACCUUAUAAACUAUAUCAGACGACUAUUUUCUGUUCUCCUUUUUAACCAUUUGGCAUUUGUUAGUCUCGUCCCCCCCCAUGCCCCGCAGGACCAUCCCUGGUAUAUAUUUUUUGAUACUGUACACAUGUGGUGUUUCUAUGUGCAAAAAAAAAAGAAAAAAAAUCGUUAUCUAAAGCUAAACGAGCUAUUAUAGAAAUUGCUGCUAUUAGAAAUGUCUAAACUAUAAGCUUCCAGUUAUUAAUUGCUUGAAUGUAAAUAUUAAAUGGAGAUGUUUGAAAGUGCAUUUGAUGUCUGCGGCGGGUUGGGUCGGACAGCAGAGCCCGGCUGCUCCCAGGGCUGCAUCACGGGGGAGAAAUGUAUCAUGCAAUCAUUGCAAAGGAUUAUAAACCUUUAUAAAAGCUA